UUAUACAACUUCCUUUAUUAUAUCUUUAAUUUCCUGCUUUCCCCUCCCCAGAUGCAGACCAUAAAGUGUGUGGUGGUGGGAGACGGUGCAGUGGGGAAAACCUGCCUGCUCAUCUCUUAUACAACCAACAAGUUUCCCUCUGAAUACGUGCCCACGGUUUUUGACAACUAUGCUGUGACAGUGAUGAUCGGCGGGGAACCCUACACUCUAGGCCUUUUUGACACUGCAGGUCAGGAGGACUACGACAGACUGCGGCCGCUUAGCUACCCUCAGACAGACGUGUUCCUCGUCUGUUUCUCCGUAGUAUCUCCUUCAUCCUUUGAGAACGUCAGAGAAAAGUGGGUGCCAGAGAUCUCUCAUCACUGUCCACGGACGCCCUUCCUGCUGGUGGGGACUCAGGUGGAUCUGAGAGACGACUCCAACACUCUGGAGAAGCUGGCGAAGAACAAGCAGCGAGCUCUGGCCUGUGAGAGCGGGGAGAAACUGGCUCGGGAGCUCAAAGCCGUCAAAUACGUGGAGUGCUCAGCUCUCACUCAGGUAUGGCGGGAAGUCGCAGCUUUAGCGUUGAGACAGUUUUAUUAAGAAAUGCACGUGUAU
Messenger RNA from Oryzias melastigma (Indian medaka), 597 nucleotides. RefSeq names its product cell division control protein 42 homolog. The record is from RefSeq and is a predicted model, not a curated record. Gene Ontology annotation, molecular function: GTP binding; GTPase activity. Gene Ontology annotation, biological process: modification of synaptic structure; small GTPase-mediated signal transduction. The transcript is spliced from 4 exons. Lineage: Eukaryota; Metazoa; Chordata; Actinopteri; Beloniformes; Adrianichthyidae. Gene Ontology annotation, cellular component: dendritic spine. The coding region runs from base 52 to 582 and encodes 176 amino acids.